Tinamus guttatus (white-throated tinamou) is the source of this 1893-nucleotide messenger RNA. The record is from RefSeq and is a predicted model, not a curated record. Lineage: Eukaryota; Metazoa; Chordata; Aves; Tinamiformes; Tinamidae.
AUGAUGGGCUUAAAACAUGGCAAGUUAAUUCUGGAGGACACCAUCAACUACAGGAAACAGCUUCUGCUUGUGGCAGAACGUCACAACCUCCCGCCUUCUCCUGUGAAAAGUCCCGUUACUGAAGUCAAAACAGAUAUAUAUGUCACCAGUUUUGGACCUGUUUCUGAUGUAGAAAUGGAGUAUACAAUGGAUGUCUUCUUUCGUCAGACAUGGGUAGACAAAAGACUAAAAUAUGAUGGUCCUAUUGAAAUUUUGAGGCUUAACAACUUGAUGGUUUCAAAAGUGUGGACACCUGACACUUUCUUCAGGAAUGGGAAAAAGUCUGUUGCACACAAUAUGACAGCCCCAAAUAAACUCUUCAGAAUAAUGAGAAAUGGCACCAUCCUGUACACAAUGAGGCUUACAAUAAGUGCAGAGUGUCCCAUGAGAUUAGUGGAUUUUCCCAUGGACGGUCAUGCUUGUCCUCUCAAAUUUGGGAGUUAUGCAUAUCCAAAGAGUGAAAUGAUUUACACGUGGACAAAAGGACCUGAGAAGUCAGUGGAAGUUCCUGAAGAGUCUUCUAGUUUAGUUCAGUAUGACCUACUUGGACAUACUGUAUCCUCUGAAACUAUUAAAUCUAUUACAGGUGAAUAUGUUGUAAUGACAGUUUACUUCCAUCUCAGACGAAAAAUGGGUUAUUUUAUGAUCCAAACAUAUAUUCCAUGCAUUAUGACCGUGAUCCUUUCUCAAGUUUCGUUUUGGAUAAAUAAGGAAUCUGUUCCAGCUAGAACUGUGUUUGGCAUAACCACAGUGUUGACAAUGACUACACUGAGCAUCAGUGCAAGACAUUCUUUGCCAAAAGUAUCCUAUGCUACUGCCAUGGACUGGUUCAUAGCGGUUUGCUUUGCCUUUGUCUUCUCUGCUCUCAUCGAGUUUGCUGCUGUCAACUAUUUUACUAAUAUUCAAAUGGAAAGAGCCAAAAGGAAGACAGUAAAAUCCCUCAUUGAAUUUCCGGCUGCUCCAGUACAGAGAGAAAAAAGUACAGAAGAGACACUCAUGAGUACAGAUGCCAACUCAAACGUGAGGAAAAGAACGAAUGCCACAGUGCAGUCCGAAGCUGAUGGUGGGAGCCGAAUCGAUACAAGACAGAGCUCCGUCCAGCCUCCCUCUGUAACUCAGGGGUCUUCUGACACUACAGCCCACUCCCUUCCUGCAUCGAGCCCAAACCCCUUCACCCGUAUCACUGCAUCAGAGACACUGUCUUCUGCGAGAGCUACCCCUCCAGCUCCUCCUUCCACCCCGACUUUAACGGGAUUUGUAUCCCAGCAUGCCACAGCUGGAUCCCCCUCCAUUCAGCGCUUGCUUGGAUCCAGACUGGAACAGAUCCAGACCACCACACCUAAUACGUUAGGAGCAUCUGCAAAGCCAUCUGCUAUGACCCCCCCUGCUCCCCCUGCCUCCCACUCUGGCACCAGUAAGAUAGACAAAUAUGCACGCAUCCUAUUUCCUGUUACGUUUGGAGCGUUUAACAUGGUCUACUGGGUGGUGUAUCUAUCCAAGGACACCAUGGAAAAAUCAGAAAGUCUAAUGUAGUUUUGCUGCUAUGUAGUAGUUUCUAAAUUAUACUCACAUUUGAUGCAGAGUUUCUUCUUUUGAAACUGUUUAAAGAGGUCAAUAAUUCUUAUUUAUAAAAGCUGUGUGCUACUUUCCCGUUGUAAAGGCUGGAGUUAUUGGGGAUAAUUAGUUAACUCUUACCAGAGUAAUGGCUGACGGAAUUGUCUUCCUCCCUUCAACUAGCAGUGAACCAUCGCUCUCUUCCGAGAGGCUACUCCGGCUAUGCAGAACUUGCCUUUGAGAGGAGCAUGAAGAGGAGACAAAUCAAAGGCAGAGGUGCAGAGCUGUGCAGUGGAGCAC